AUGCCAAUUCCGUCCUCCACACGCCUGCUACAAACGUCGGCCGCGCUCAUCAUCGGCGACGAGGUGCUGAAUGGAAAAAUCUCAGACACAAACUCCAAGUUUUUUGCCCGCUACUGCUUCGCUCUGGGCCUGGAUCUACAGAAAGUGGAGGUGGUUCCCGACGAUGAAAAGGACAUUGUGGAGUCGAUCCAGCGACUGGCUUCGCGUUACGACUUCAUUGUCACCUCCGGCGGCAUCGGACCAACCCACGAUGACAUCACUUACGAGGCUAUCGCCAAGGCCUUCGAUAUGGGGGUCGAACAGCACCCUGCAACGGUGGACCGAAUGACUCGUCUGAGUAGACGAAAGAUCGACUUCUCAGACACGGAAGCACGAACGGCUCAGCUGAGAAUGGCCUCUUUCCCUGUCCCUCGUCCCCAGGGAGCUACCACAGCUCUCCCCGAGCUCCCCAACACGGUGGACAUCACCUACGUUGCCGAGGACCUGUGGGUGCCCAUUGUAACGGUGGCUGGCAAGGUAAACAUUCUCCCUGGUGUGCCCAGUCUCUUCACCCGGCUGCUGGAGGGAAUCAAGCCCGAUCUGGAGAAGAAGGUGGACACGGCCCGACAGCAGAUCCGUUUCUUUGUCAUGACCGAUCUGCCCGAGAGUGUCAUGGCCCCUUACUUGCGACGUCUGCAAGAAAAGGUCAAUGAGAAGGACAUCAAGAUCGGCUCGUACCCGCACAUGGAGCUCAAGAAAAACACCGUGUCUAUCAUUGGCCGAAAGGGAGACGUGGAGUACCUCAAGGAGAUUGUCAAGGACGUGGAGAAGAAUCUCAAAGGAGAAGAGAUUUCGGCGGAGAAGGAGGAGGGCAACAGUCAUGGGCCGUAG
Molecule: messenger RNA, 870 nt
Organism: Yarrowia lipolytica CLIB122
Lineage: Eukaryota; Fungi; Ascomycota; Dipodascomycetes; Dipodascales
Source: RefSeq, a predicted model, not a curated record